AAAUUUGUCGCCCUGGAAAAUGGCAACCCCACCAUUAACUGAAUUCAUUAAAACAUUUACGAUUAGCGAACCUGAUCAGCAAGAUGGCGACAACAGAAUCUCAACCGCCAGCGAAGGUGAAGGAAUCCGGAGUUACGAGCCCAGAUUCAGAAGCGACGACUUCAUCAAAACCAAUUCAUUCCUUAGUCCUCGACGCUGGUCCCCUAAUCAAGAACGACCCUCCCGUCAGUACGCUCCUUAGCCAAGCGCACGAACUGUACACCCUUCCCUCUGUCAUCUCCGAAAUUCGCGACGCCGCAACAAGAUCGCGUGUCGAAACCACACUUCUUCCGUUCCUAAAACUACGAAGCCCACGCCCGGAAAGCAUAAAGUUCGCGACCGAUUUCGCGAGGCGCACUGGUGACCUCGAAGUCCUGAGUAGACCCGAUUUACACCUGAUCGCCCUGACAUAUGAAUUGGAAUGCGAAAGGAAUGGAGGUGAUUGGCGAUUGAGAAAAACACCGGGACAGAAGGGUUUAAAUGGGAAAGCACCAUCGCAACAAAAUGGCGCUGAAGAACAAAAGAACGGCGAAGAAACCGCAGACAUAAAGCCAACAGACGUAGCCGAUAGCAACAAUGGAGCAGAACAGACCAUAACAGAGGAGACAAUACCUGAGGAUAAUACAAAAGAGCCCGAGACACAGGAACAGCCGACUAUUCAACAAGAGACAGUCACACAAGCACUAGAUUCUCUCAGCCUCGAACCCUCCGCAUUACCGACAAUAGACACCGCGCCGGACGACGCCGCUACGGCAGAAACAAAAGAAGCAGAGCAGGAAGACGAUGAUGAGGAUGGAUGGAUCACACCAUCUAACCUUAAGAAACAUCAAGCGAAAGACCAACUUUCAGCGCCAGAGCAGCCGAUUCAACAAUUCCUACAAGUCGCGCUGUUAACAUCUGAUUAUGCCAUGCAGAAUGUGCUCUUGCGCAUGAACCUGAAUUUAGUGUCACCAAGUCUAGCGCGUAUUACACGAGUGAAGACAUGGGUACUGCGAUGUCACGGAUGCUUUGGGGUUACAAGAGACAUGUCGAAACAAUUUUGUCCUCGCUGUGGACAACCAACUCUAACACGCGUGAGUUGCUCGACCGACUCCAGCGGCAACUUUACUAUCCAUCUCAAGCGAAACUUCCAAUGGAACAACCGUGGCAACGUCUACAGUGUGCCGAAGCCAGUACACGGUACCUCGAACGGAAAAGCGCGAGGUCUCGGAGGAGGGAAGAAUGGAUGGGGAAAGGAGUUAAUACUAGCAGAAGACCAGAAGGAAUACGUUAAGAAGUCUACGGAUAGGAGCAAGGCUCGGCAGAGGGAUCUUAUGGAUGAGGAUUACUUGCCCGGUAUAUUGACGGGAGACCGGAGUGGAGGAACGCAGGGCAAGAUACGUGUUGGGGCGGGGAGGAAUGUGAAUUCGAGGAAGAGGUGAGGUAUAGAGCCAUAAAAAGGGAAUUAUAGAGGGUUCGGUAUUUGGUAUGGGUUUCAUAGG
Hypoxylon trugodes is the source of this 1520-nucleotide messenger RNA. RefSeq names its product D-site 20S pre-rRNA nuclease. The coding region runs from base 84 to 1460 and encodes 458 amino acids. The record is from RefSeq and is a predicted model, not a curated record. Gene Ontology annotation, molecular function: RNA endonuclease activity. Lineage: Eukaryota; Fungi; Ascomycota; Sordariomycetes; Xylariales; Hypoxylaceae. The transcript has a single exon. Gene Ontology annotation, biological process: maturation of SSU-rRNA; ribosomal small subunit biogenesis. Gene Ontology annotation, cellular component: preribosome, small subunit precursor.